AUGGAGUCUACUGGCUCUCCCACCAAGAAGAGGGUAGCAACAUCCUUCUAUAUCUACGAAGAUGUCACCGCAGAGGCACACAAGCCUGCUCUGAAGCACACCCCCAGCGCGCUGCCUAUGCCACUCACCACUUCCAGAUUUGUGAACCAAAUGCCGAAAUUUUCUUCCGAGACCAAGCUCGAACGCACCCCUAUGGACGAUUUGCUUGCCAAGCUGAGUGAGCAGCAAGCCAACUUCAACCGUCAACAGUCCGCUGCCGCCGAGCUUUUCGAGACGGGCUCAUCGUCCUCUACGGACCCGUACGCUAAUACUCCACCCACCACUGAGGGCGAUGGCCGUCCAGAUGCUGCCGAGUUGCUCCGUCUCAAGAAGGAACUUCAGUUCGCUCAAGAGCGGAUGGCCCAGAUGGAUCUGCAGCUUUCUGGUCACUGCCAAGAUCGCAUCCCACAGCAAGACGUGUUCACUCAAUCGCAAAUUGCCCGCCACACUGUUGAACAAGCUAUCGGCUCGCCCUUCCCCACUGCCCAGCAUCUCGCCAUGAGCAUGGGUCCCAGCUUCACACCUGGUCCAUGGGUUCAAGCGUUUGGCAACGCUGGGCACGGUGGUGAUGGUGCAAUCUUCGAGCCCGCACCCAUGAUGCCAAGGCCACGCUCGGGCUUUCAGUCUCAGCCAGGCUACUCGAGAUCAAACACGCCCUUCGGCUAUGCUCAAAGCCCGAUGGGUGGCAACGGCAUGGUCCACAACAUGUCGUACCGUCACCCUCCACGCCCACGAUCUAGGUUGUCGCCUCAAGCGCAGGAGUUUGGCUUCAAUCAGUGGAACGGUCCAGGCAUGCAUCAACAACAACAGCCACCCACGACUUAUAUGAGCACUACUGAGCCUCUCAACUACCGUCGUCUGCUCGAUCGCAACAUGAGCUGCAACUGGCGCUACAUCGUUGACAAGAUUGUGUGCAACAACGACCAGCAAGCAUCCAUCUUCCUCCAGCAGAAGCUCAAGGUGGGCACGAUCGAUCAGAAAUUCGAGAUCGUCCAAGCUAUCAUCGACCAGGCGUAUGCUCUCAUGGUCAAUCGCUUUGGCAACUUCCUCGUUCAACGCUGCUUCGAGCACGGCACUCCCGAGCAGAUCGUCUCUAUUGCUCAAGCCAUCCGCGGUCACACCCUCAAUCUGAGUAUGGACGCUUUCGGCUGCCAUGUCGUCCAGAAGGCAUUCGACAGUGUCCCCGAGGAGUACAAGGCGAUCAUGGUGCACGAGUUGCUUCGCCGCAUCCCAGAGACCGUCAUCCAUCGCUACGCAUGCCACGUCUGGCAGAAGCUUUUCGAGCUUCGCUGGAGCGACUCGCCACCUCAGAUCAUGAAGCACGUCAACGAAGCUCUACGUGGAAUGUGGCACGAGGUGGCGUUGGGCGAGACCGGCAGUCUUGUCGUCCAGAACAUCUUCGAGAAUUGUCUCGAGGAGGACAAGCGUCCGUGCGUCAAUGAGGUCCUGUCCAGCAUUGAUGUUGUCGCUCACGGCCAAUUCGGCAACUGGUGCAUCCAGCACAUCUGCGAGCACGGCUCCAUUCCAGAUCGUACCCGUGCCAUCGAUCACAUCCUGCGCUUUGCCACGGAGUACAGCAUGGAUCAGUUUGCCUCCAAGGUCGUCGAGAAGUGUCUCAAGGUCGGUGGUAACGACUUCCUCGACCGCUAUCUCGAGCGUGUUUGUGAGGCCAACCCUGACCGCCCUCGCAUGCCUCUGGUUAAUAUCGCUGGCGAUCAAUUCGGCAACUACCUCAUCCAGUACAUUCUCACCCAGGGAGAUCCCGAGCGUCGCGAGAUUGUCGGUGCUCACAUUCGCAAGCACAUGGUCUCACUCCGCGGCUCCAAGUACGGCUCACGUGUCGCCAUGCUCUGCUGCAAUCCAGCAUAUGCGACUCGUCCCGGGCCACCCACCAGCCUACCACCAAGUCGCAGCAACAGCCGCUACAGCGACUACUUUGGUCCUCCCGAGCUCACCCGUACGUACAGCAACGAGCGCCAAUUCGGUCCCGUUGGCCGCAACAACUACGCUGGCUACCGCUAG
This is a messenger RNA of Recurvomyces mirabilis, 2061 nucleotides long. RefSeq lists its product as uncharacterized. Gene Ontology annotation, molecular function: mRNA 3'-UTR binding. Gene Ontology annotation, cellular component: cytoplasm. NCBI's taxonomy places the organism in Eukaryota, Fungi, Ascomycota, Dothideomycetes, Mycosphaerellales, Teratosphaeriaceae. The record is from RefSeq and is a predicted model, not a curated record. The transcript is spliced from 3 exons. Gene Ontology annotation, biological process: post-transcriptional regulation of gene expression. The coding region runs from base 1 to 2061 and encodes 686 amino acids.